AUGCAGACACCGCCGGAGGUCUUUGUCGCGUAUGGGACACGUGGUGAAGUUGACGUUUUUGAGCUCGGUACAACAAGUCCUUCGAGGUCUUUGUCGCGUAUGGGACACGUGGUGAAGUUGACGUUUUUGAACUCGGUACAACAAGUCCUUCGAGGACGCUAUGGCCUUCACUGUCAGACCCCUUCUCGUACGUGCAAACUGGACGAUCUUCGAAAUGUAACUACAGCGCUGACGGUCUGUACUGAUACAGGAUUUGUGUACACAGGCGAUACCGAAGGAAGCCUUCGUCGUUGGAAUCUUGGCCGCGCUCCUUUAUGCGACUAUAUUAGUGGGCCCAGAGAAAUAACAGCUCGAUCCCCAUACCGAAUCGCAUACAACGAGAUGACAGGAGCAGACGGACAACCUACCACAAUUUAUGAGAUGCGAGUUCCUAAUGAGCAAACUAAAGUACGAACGUUCCCGGAAAUGAGGAAUUACGCGUCGACUCGGCAUCGUUGCUCAAUUAGCGACGUACUCAGCCUCCAUUCCGAUAUACUAGUGUCAGCUGGCUCAGAUGGUGUCAUCAAAAUAUGGAAGUAA
This is a messenger RNA of Cooperia oncophora, 579 nucleotides long. The record is from the annotation of a GenBank genome assembly. NCBI's taxonomy places the organism in Eukaryota, Metazoa, Nematoda, Chromadorea, Rhabditida, Trichostrongylidae.